Spodoptera litura is the source of this 2618-nucleotide messenger RNA. It is a transcript of the gene Samtor, whose product is annotated as S-adenosylmethionine sensor upstream of TORC1. Gene Ontology annotation, biological process: negative regulation of TORC1 signaling. NCBI's taxonomy places the organism in Eukaryota, Metazoa, Arthropoda, Insecta, Lepidoptera, Noctuidae. The record is from RefSeq and is a predicted model, not a curated record.
GGCGGCGGCCCGCCCGCCGUGCCCGCCACGGACGUCGGUGGACGAAACUGUUGGAUGUUUACUCGUUAGAUGUUACGGUAGUCCGCGAGGUACGCGCCGGAGGGUAAAGUUUGUGGCCGUCGAUGUUGUUAGUGUUUAUCCGUUGUAAAUAUGGAGUCGCGGGCGUGUCGCGAGCCCCGGCCGGAGACGCACCGUUACCUGGACUCGUUUCUUUGUUUUACGCUAACACUUAUUAGUGGACGCUUUUGUUUGUUUUGUUGGCUUUCGAAAUAUCCGUGUGAUUUCCUUUAUCGUAGAGAUUUAAUAGUGAUGGAAUGUUUUAAUCGAUUUAACUACGAUUAAAUUUUAAAGAAUAAUGAUAUGCAUAGGGCAUCGUUAUUAAAUUAUUAUCGUACGAGAGGAGUCCUAUCGAAUUGCAUUUGCAUUAAGAUUAGAUAAGUUAAAAUAAUUCGCAGAUUAUUCAAAAUUUAUAAUAAAAUUUUGACAAUGGUCAAUCUUUAAAGUUUGACGUCGAUUGUUUAGGGUCGUUAUUAAAUAAUUAAGUAUUGUAUUUAUCUUAUAUAAAGUGUAGGUAUUGUUUUAAUUUAUUCAGCAACUUAACAUAUUUCACGGUAAACACUGACUCCUCUCUAAAGUUAUUUUUAUAAAGCAGUUGAGAACAUACAUACUUACCCACAAAUUUUCACUAGCUACUCAAACAAAGUGCUUAUUAGUUUGAUUAUUAUACUCCAACAUUACAAAAUGUUUGUAUGUACCCUAAUUAAAUUCUAUAAUAUUAUGCAAUGUAUUUCAUUUACUAAAUUAAUAGCAACCAAGCCCACAAAUUUGUUUUAUUUCAUCCAUGUUGAGAAUAUCACACUAGAACAUGGACUUGUUACUAAUUACUAAAUUAUUUAAAAAAGAACCAAUGUUUGUAAUGUAAUGUCAAAAGAACUAUAUUGUCUACAAUGUUGGAGUUUUACAGUAGAUAAUAUUAUUAAUUAAGUUUAUAACAGCAACAGAUUUCAUUAUAAAUGUCUGAAAAUAUGAAAUAAUGUUAAAACUAUCAGGCCCUAAGAACUAAGUGCACAGUUGCACAGGUCCCCAAUUUUCUGCUGAAUGUCAGCUGAAAGAUGGAAUGACACCUAAUUUAUCUACUGGGUAUUGAAUAAUCUAAGCCUAUAGCAUUAUUUAUUAGCUUCUAGAUUGCUGAAAAACAAUAAUAUUGUUUUCAUAUAUAUACAGUCUUCCGUAAAAGAUAGACAGAAUCUAUUCUGGCUGCUAAACGUCAUUUUCCUAGUGUAUCUUAUUUAUUAUGUUCGAACAAAAGAUAUUUGUAAAGUACAAAAUCCGAUCUUUUCAAAGGAAUUAUCUAAUUAUGUCGCUUAGCUAGCAUAGUCUUAUUUUAUGGUUUUGUAUUUCGUUUUAGUAGAAUUUAUAUCAAGGCAAGAAUUGAAAAGAUUUAUUUUUAGUGAUAACAACAUUUUAUUUGACACUUUGACAGUUGAAUACUUGACGCUGUCACUGGUCCCUGACGUAAAGAAUUAAAGAUAUAAUAGUGCUGAAAUUGUAAAUAAAUGCAAUAUGACGUUAUUUAUAGAAAAUAAAAGAUGUUAUACUAGGAAUAAGGCUUAAACGUAAUCUGGACUAAUUUAUUUACAAUAUGGCAAGUGAGGAACAUAAAGAACUUUCAGACUACAUAAAAAGUGUGCAUUUAUCACUUAGGAAAUCAAGUUCAAAACUAGGAGCUGACACAGCAUGGCAGGAACAUUGUUGUAACGUAGACACUUUAUCAAAAUAUGCAGAAUGUAUGCAGAAAUUAGCCACUACACAUUGGGAAACUAACUGUAAUAGUGCUACAAGCGAAGCAACGUCUAGAAUUAAAUGGGCAGUUGAGUUCUGCCAUGACUAUUUUAAUAACCAUUUGUACAAGAAGUACCGUGAUAAAGAGUUGGGAAUUUCUCAGAGUAUAGGUCUACAAGUAGACCGUGAGGAAUCAUUCUCUGAACCCAUUAAACUACUUGAUGUUGGUAGUUGCUAUAAUCCUUUUAAAGUUUACAACAUGUUUGAUGUAAUAGCAAUAGAUUUGUGCCCUGCUAAUUCUUCUGUUCUACAAUGUGACUUUUUAAAUGUAGAAAUUGGAAACUGUCACACAAUAAAGGAUUUGACUGCUACUCAAUUCCAGCAUGAGUCGUUUGAUGUUAUAACCUUUUGCUUUCUCCUUGAGUACAUACCUACAUCCCAGUUAAGAAUCGCAGCAUGUGAGAAGGCUUACAAACUUGUAAAACCUGGUGGCAUCCUUAUAAUAAAUACUCCUGAUUCUAAGCAUGUUGGAGCAAAUAGCAAGAUAAUGAAAUGCUGGAGAUACACACUGGCUGAAAUAGGUUUUAAUAGAAUAAAGUAUGAAAAAGCUAAAUUUAUGCAUUGUAUGGUGUUUAGAAAAUCAUUGAACAAAGAAAUUGCUCAACGAUGGGCACUUUUGUACAAAGAACCUUAUAUGGAAUAUGCAAUCCACAUACCUCAAGAUUCUAAUAUUUUAGAUGAUGAAGAGUUAGACACAACAACACAACACAUAGAUGAAGACUCUGUUCUAGAUGAUUUUCAAGAAUUGCCUUUCCAUUAAAAAUAAUACAUCAUAA